CCAACUAUUUUCCCACUCUCUGAUCUCUCUCUCUCUCUCUCUCUCUCUCUCUCUCUCUCUCUCUACAUUUCCAUGGAGGGAGAUGAAUUCCUCCAUUUCUAUAUCUAUCUCUACAGCGAUGCAUGAACAGUGAAAGUUGUCUGCUUUUUCAUCUUCCUCUUCUUCCCCCUCCUCUUCAUCUCCCCCUGCUUACUUCCCGGGAAAAAGGGACAAAAAAGGGUCUGAGAUCUCAAGUCUCUCAGAGCGAUUAUUCAGGGCUUUCAUGGUGAUUACUCUGAUAAGUAGCCCCAGUUUUUCUUCUUCUUCUUCUUGAACAAAUCUUAUCUCAGGCUAUUGUUUGAUGGAAUCUGUGACAACAGUGGUAACUGGAGUUUAGAGUAGAGUAGUUCCCUGGAUCUUGGAAGCUAGAUGAUGGGUUUCUAGUAUCUACAACACAACCAUUUUCCUCCAUGGCCUCGAGAUCUGGUUCUGGAUUUCAUCCAGAAAGGGUGAGGGAGAAGGGAGACAUUCAAACCCCAGAAGGAACACUUUCUAGCUCCAGCCCAAGUAUGUCGGUCAACACUUUGGCAGAUCAAGUAUCGUCAACUUUGUCUUUUGAUGAACCAAGCAGUGACAGCAAAACCAGCAGAAGCGCUAAACUUAGUGAGCAGCCUGAUCUUGCUGAGAGCGGGAAGAGUAACAGCACGUGUAGACCAAGCACGAGCAGUGAUGUCAGUGAUGAAAGCACUUGUAGCAGUUUAAGUAGCAUUAACAAGCCUCACAAGGCAAAUGAUGUGAGGUGGGAGGCAAUACAAGCUGUUCGGUCCAAGCAUGGUUUUCUGGGUUUAAACCAUUUUAGGCUCUUGAAGAGGUUGGGAUGUGGAGAUAUUGGAACCGUCCAUCUUGCUGAGUUGAACGGGACAAAGUGUUAUUUUGCAAUGAAGGUUAUGGACAAAGCUGCUUUGGCUAGCCGGAAAAAGCUUCUCCGAGCUCAAACAGAGAGGGAGAUAUUGCAGUGUCUUGACCACCCUUUUCUUCCUACAUUGUAUAGUCAUUUUGAGACAGAGAAGUUCUCGUGUUUGGUUAUGGAGUUCUGUCCUGGAGGUGAUUUGCAUACCCUUCGACAAAGGCAGCCUGGAAAGCGUUUCCCUGAGCAAGCAGCGAAGUUUUAUAUAGCAGAGGUACUACUUUCACUGGAAUAUCUCCACAUGCUUGGAAUCAUCUACCGUGAUCUAAAGCCAGAGAAUGUUCUUGUGAGAGAAGACGGGCAUGUGAUGCUUUCUGACUUCGACCUCUCCCUCAGAUGUGCUGUUAGUCCUACAGUGGUGAGGUCAACUGCUCUUGGAUCUGAGACUCUGCAAAAGAACUCGGUCUACUGUGCGCAACCUGCUUGCAUCCAACAACCAUCUUGCAUGGCCAUGGCUCCCACUACAUGUUUUUCCCCACGGUUCUUCUCCAGUAAAUCCAAGAAAGACAAGAAGAUGAAAAACGAGACAGGAAACCAGGUAAGCCCGCUGCCUGAACUCAUAGCCGAGCCUACAAAUGCCCGUUCAAUGUCCUUUGUUGGUACACAUGAGUACUUGGCUCCUGAGAUCAUCAAAGGUGAAGGGCAUGGAAGUGCAGUUGAUUGGUGGACUUUCGGGAUAUUUCUGUACGAGCUUUUGUUCGGUAAAACUCCAUUCAAAGGGUCUGGAAACCGGGCAACGCUCUUCAACGUAGUGGGGCAGCCUCUACGAUUCCCUGAAUCUCCGGUUGUGAGUUUCGCAGCUCGGGAUUUGAUCAGGAGUUUGCUUGUGAAGGAACCGCAACACAGAUUAGCGUAUAAGCGCGGAGCAACAGAGAUAAAGCAACAUCCUUUCUUCGAAGGAGUGAACUGGGCUCUGGUUAGAUGUGCAAGUCCUCCUGAGAUACCGAAACCGGUCGAACUUGAUAAUGUUCCUGCCCCGGCAACAUCUAUGGGUGGUGGCAGGUCCGACCAGAACAACAAUUAUCUGGAGUUCGACUUCUUCUGAGAUUUCUCAUCAAGAACUGGUCUUGGAUCCUCAUGUUUGUUCCUUCGCAAACACAGAUCUGUUCUAGAGUCACUCGAUGUUCUUAUUCUUUUCACGUUUUUUUCUUGGAAAAGUUCUCGGAUUUGUAUUCUGCGAAAUGAAAGUGUUCACUCUCUUCUGUGGUGAUGUUAUCUUUGACCCUUUGAUACGCUGAAUUCUAAGGAUUAUCCAUUUGAGAGCCAAGAA
Molecule: messenger RNA, 2216 nt
Organism: Tarenaya hassleriana
Lineage: Eukaryota; Viridiplantae; Streptophyta; Magnoliopsida; Brassicales; Cleomaceae
Product: serine/threonine-protein kinase D6PKL1-like
Exons: 4
Coding region: 450-1991 (513 amino acids)
Biological process (GO): protein phosphorylation
Cellular component (GO): nucleus; cytoplasm; plasma membrane
Molecular function (GO): protein serine/threonine kinase activity; ATP binding
Source: RefSeq, a predicted model, not a curated record